AUGCUAACUGGGGGUGGUACAUAUAAGCGUAAAAGGUUUACUGAGGAGGAAUUCCCAAGAGAGGCCACUUCUCCUAGUUAUGCUUCCUAUCUAGAGACACUUAUGCGUGAUAGUGCACCCCCACCAGCAGUUGGCACUUGUCCUCAACCAAGGAGGAAAGGGUUUGAUGAAGAACCUGCUUUAGCAAGAGACUCGAGUCAACAUGACAAGCCUUAUGUGGAUAAGUUGCAAGAUAGCUAUCACGGCACUGACAGCUGCUACGACCAUGGGUAUGACGGGACUGAGAGGCUUAGUGGAUGUAAUCGUGCUGAUUUUCCACCUGAUGAUUCUGAUUAUGACAGAGGUGGUAAGAGAGAUGAUAGUUGGAAAAGGUGUGAUUCCCGUGAACGUGAUAAAAAGAGUUUGAGUCGAGAGAGAGAUCAAUCUGAUUAUGACAGAGGUGAUAAGAGAGAUGAUAGUUGGAAAAGGCGUGAUUCCCGUGAACGUGAUAAAAAGAGUUUGAGUCGAGAGAGAGAUCAACCUGAUUAUGACAGAGGUGGUAAGAGAGAUGAUAGUUGGAAAAGGAGUCGAGAGAGAGAUCAAUCUGAUUAUGACAGAGGUGGUAAGAGAGAUGAUAGUUGGAAAAGGAGUCGAGAGAGAGAUCAAUCUGAUUAUGACAGAGGUGGUAAGAGAGAUGAUAGUUGGAAAAGGCAUGAUUCUCGUAAACGUGAUAAAAAGAGUUUGAGUCGAGAGAGAUAUCGAUCUGAUUAUGAUAGAGGUGGUAAGAAAGAUGAUAGUUGGAAAAGGUCUGAUUCCCGUGAACGUGAUAAAAAGAGUUUGAGUCGAGAGAGAUAUCAAUCUGAUUAUGACAGAGGUGGUAAGAGAGAUGAUAGUUGGAAAAGGCGUGAUUCCCGUCAACGUGAUAAAAAGAGUUUGAGUCGAGAGAGAGAUCAAAGUCCGCGAAGGAGAUGCCGACAUUCUUGUUCACGUGGAAAUGAUGAUCGUCAGAGAUCAAAGUCUCCUCGAGGUUACAGCCACCAUCGAAGUUACCUGGAGGACAGCUAUGAUGUAGGCCGGCACAGUAGUACUGGAAAGUUAAUGAACCGUGAUGACGGACGAAUUCAGGACCAUUCUAAAGUGGUUCCAUCUGUGACAGUUGUGGUGAAGGGUUUGCCAGAGAAGACAACCAAGGAAGAUCUUUAUCGGAUCCUGGUAACGGCUCGUAAGAUGGUGGAUGGAAUUGGAGAUGCUGGUCUUGUUGUUGAUGGGAGAAGUCUUCUAUUUCAGUUCAGUCAUCGAAAAAUGUGUUUACAACAGACAGCAGUAGUAGCAGAUGUGGUUCAAAAGAAGAAGUAA
Papaver somniferum (opium poppy) is the source of this 1335-nucleotide messenger RNA. Its product is annotated as SUPPRESSOR OF ABI3-5-like. The record is from RefSeq and is a predicted model, not a curated record. The transcript is spliced from 6 exons. The coding region runs from base 1 to 1335 and encodes 444 amino acids. Lineage: Eukaryota; Viridiplantae; Streptophyta; Magnoliopsida; Ranunculales; Papaveraceae.